AUGCCGGUCUCAGACAACUAUUUUACUCGUACCUUCCACUUCGGCUUCGGCUUCGGCAUCUUCAUUGGUAUGAUUAGUACCUACUUUGCGAACUGGCUCGCCUGGAGAUUGGGGCAAAGGAGGUUGGCCCUUGAACGUGCCGAACGUGAAAGGGAGGCUCUGGUGGAUGCGCACCGUGAACCAACGGACUAUCAUUGCAUCAUCCGGAUUGUGUCCUUGUCCGAUUUCGCACAGACCAAGAAGAUUUGGUUCUUGAAGGCACUCAAUUCAGACUUUGACUUUGACCCAGAGAGUGGCAUUGAUGUUCGUGUCAUCUCGGUGGUGGGCUUGUUCAACAAAGGCAAGACAUUCCUGUUGAACAAAUUGUUUGGCCUUCGUUUACCAUCUGGCAGGACUCAAGUGACGCAAGGCUUAUUAUGUGUCUACUUGAAGGAACGCAAGAUGCUAGUGAUUGACUCUCCAGGUGUGCAAUCUACUGUCUCCUACAAGUCCGAUGGUGCAGACAGGGUUGUGGAUGCUCAAAGCACAGAGACAUUCAUUUUUGAGUUGAUAUCGCAAAUCUCUGACCACAUAAUCUUCGUUGUGAACGACUUCACUUCCUUCGAACAGCUCAAAGUCCAAACUUUUGAGAAGAAGGAACUGAGUCGCAAUGUGCGGGCCCCUCGCGAACUCAUUGUGGUUCACAAUCUUUGUGAUGCACAUGAGGUUGAGGAUGCUGAGAAACUCUUCCGCAAGCAGAUCACUUCACGCUACGAUGGAGUUGAGAGCCAUCUUGGCAGCUUGUUCUACACAGCACGGAGAAAUCCUCCUGUGCAUCACUUUGCCAUUUGCCAUGAUGAAAGUCGAGCAGGAGCCGCCUUCAACGAACACAAUUUCAAGCUUUUGUUGGAGCAUUUAGAGCAUGCCAAAAAGUUGCCCGAGAGAAUUGAGUUGGCAAAGCUUAUCAAGGAAAAGUUGGAUGAUUUCAUUCCAAGGUUCUUUCUCAAAUCUCCAGUGGACGCUGGUGUUGAGUACUGUCCAUGUAAACCUGAAACCAUUCCGGAAGAAGAUGAUGGUGAUCAGAGUCAGCGCUAUUGUGGAGUGGGCUUCUUCCAGAGUAAGUGCGACAGGCUUGAGGUGAAGCGGCAAGGAGUCAUCUCAGAUUUGGGUGAGGUCGUUUCCCAUGACAAGUCUUUCAACCCUGAGCCAGCAAUCUAUGAGGACAAGGAUGAGGAAUACAUAUUCCGCACCAUCGUAGUGGAGUGUCCAGGAGUCAGACCGGAUCAGGUUCAUUGGGAAGAGGAUGGUGGUCGUUUCGUUAUCAAAAUCGAGAAGUCCAAGUUGUUUGAUGAGGGAUCCGUGACAAUUGUGGAAGGCUUUUCCUUUCGUCAGCAAUCAGGCAUUUGGGAGAAGGAGUUCCGCUUUGAAGAUGGUCCCUUCGAACUUUGUGAGGAUGAGUCUUACUUGGAGAAUGGAGUGCUGAGAGUGCGCUUGAAGAAGAGCUUGAUGAAACGACGUGGUGGGCUGUUGCAAGCCGGUGCUGUGCCAGUCGUGAGCUAUGCAGUUCCUUCUUCUUUCCCUUCAGAAGCUGAAGGUGUCCGGCAGAUUGAUCCGGAUGCUCACCCAGUUGCACAGGAGUCAGAGUGCGGAACCCUGCAGACCUUGAAGACAUCCAACAUGGGUUUGGCCGACAGCCAGCAUUGCUUGACCACUUCCUCAUGGAUUUUGACCGAUGAGGGCCCCAAAACCGCCGCCACCCUCAGUGAGGAGGUUCCCCAGGUGGCUUCGGUGGCUUUGAAGUCUGAGGAUGCCGAGGUGGAGGACGCUUGCCAGGAGCCAAAAAACGGCCUGUCCCCCGCCUAA
Messenger RNA from Cladocopium goreaui, 1842 nucleotides. NCBI's taxonomy places the organism in Eukaryota, Dinophyceae, Suessiales, Symbiodiniaceae. The record is from the annotation of a GenBank genome assembly.